Molecule: messenger RNA, 1046 nt
Organism: Bursaphelenchus xylophilus (pine wood nematode)
Lineage: Eukaryota; Metazoa; Nematoda; Chromadorea; Rhabditida; Aphelenchoididae
Source: the annotation of a GenBank genome assembly
AUGUCUGAAAAUGGGACACUUGUCGAGGAUCCAACGCACUCUUUACGGAUCACCCUGAGCAUUAUUGGAGUUGUAUUUGGAGCCGAAACACUGGCUGUGAAUGUGUUUGCGUUGUGGUUUUUUAACAAAACCUCCUCCUUCAGAAACAAGCACACCAUGUUGAUUAUGAUCAAGAUUUUGGCGGAUAUCCCGGCUGUUUCUGUCCUAAUUUUCUGGUGGUUGCCUUGGGUGUUUUUUAUGGACAAAAUGACUGUUGAAGUGCUGCCUUGGUUCCGGUAUCCAAAUGUGGUCUUCAGCUCUAUUGCUCACUUCACUAGUUUUUUUGCACUGAACAUGCAGAUUCACAUUUUAAUGGCCAGAUUUGUUGGUGUAUUUUACACUUUUACAUUCAACAAAAUUUUCCGAAGAAAGUAUAUGAUCAUCCUGUUUGGAAUUAACAUUUUUUGGUGUUUCAAUUCCGUUGGUGAGUGUAUUUUUUGCUAUAUAUUUGACCGAUUAUGUGAUAUUACUUUAGCGUUGACCUCAUUCUAUUUUGGUGCCUUUAAUUUCUACAUUCCUGGUUUGUUUUUCUCCUUCUCUCUAAAGGUCCCAUCCUUUGCGCAAGUUGAUAUCCCGAUGGCUGCGCAAAUUGCAGUAAUGGUCCAGAUUUGGAUAUUGGUGGCUAUAUGCCUCGGCUUGGCUAUUGCGACGGUUGUAAAACUAAGGAGGCUGAAUAAUGCAAGUUGAAGGGGUCAUUUCCUCUAUGAUUACCCGUAGAUACUAUUAAAACUGCAUUAAAAUUUGAAAUGGUUCAAUUUUACCGUUAUUCAUUUUAGGCCCAAGCAGAAGCUCAUGGAAUGGGCGGGGAGAUCGGAAAAAAACGACGAAGUGCUGAGUGGAAGUUGCUGGUAAUCAGCAUCGCCUCGCCGCUUCUCUGCACUAUUCAACUUGUUGCCCUAGCGUCAUCAUAUUUUUAUCUGAAAGGGGAAAAUCUCUCAGAACUCAUUAUCUAUUGUUUCUUUGUUACGUGUGUUGCAGAGUUAUUGCAAGCACAAUCUUACGCGUGA